Molecule: messenger RNA, 603 nt
Organism: Entrophospora candida
Lineage: Eukaryota; Fungi; Glomeromycota; Glomeromycetes; Entrophosporales; Entrophosporaceae
Source: the annotation of a GenBank genome assembly
GAAACCACUUACAUCGUCAAUAUUCUUUUCAAAUGGGUGGGAUUGAUUGUUUUGUUUAAUGAUUUUGAUAUCAAUCCAAUUCUCAACCCACAGGAACCAGAUACUCGAGCUAAAAAAAAAUUAGCAGAGCUAGAGAAAGAAAAUAAUUUAUCAAGAAAAAAUGUUAAACGACCCAAAAAAUCUGCUAGUGGUGAGAUCGGAAGACGUGUUGAUUAUGCAAUUCUGAAAGAUAAUGAAUUAAUAUGUAUUUCAGAAGUAAAAGAAAGUGACGUAAAAGAAGGAAUUGCAAUGAACAUUAUUCAACUCGAUAAUGAUGGCCAUAACUUUCAUAUACAAAACAAUGUCUCAGGGUGGGCUACAGUAAUAAGUGUGGAGCUCUCAGGAUAUACAGCUGAUGGAACUCGUAAGGAUCUGGGGAUUACAAGUGCAUUUAGUGAUAGCUCGGCUAAUAAAUUUAUAGGUGCUGAUAUAGUCAGAUUCGAUGCUGAUUAUAUACUCAGUCCUAGCCCAACUGAAGAUAAAUGGCGUACAUACGACAACAAUCAAAAUUAUUGCAUUGAAAUUGAUGGUAGUGGAUUUAAAUGGCAUGUAAAUCCUUGCUGA